Molecule: messenger RNA, 723 nt
Organism: Iphiclides podalirius (scarce swallowtail)
Lineage: Eukaryota; Metazoa; Arthropoda; Insecta; Lepidoptera; Papilionidae
Source: the annotation of a GenBank genome assembly
AUGCUGUUGCUUUUUAGUAUCGUGACGAUUUUGUGGACAGUUUUACUAACAACAGCAAUUGCUUUGCCUGUGGACGAAUUUAAAAAGUUCACUCACGAAGAAGGUUCUGUUUUUGACGACGAAAAGUUUUUGAUGAAAAUAGUUCCGGGGAUUAGUCAUUCGUCUCAUAAAUUUAACAAAAAUGAUGAAAUUCGAUUGUCUGAUAUAGUUGACGAGGAAAAUGAAUAUUACAAAGAAUUUAUUUCAUAUAUAGAGAAUGGAUUUACUUUAAAAGGAUUAACUUUUUGCAUUUAUGACGACAAUUUGAGAAAUGCCGCUAUAGCUCUUUUUCGUCUAUUGCAAAGCAUAGAUGAUAUUGACCAGCUGCAUAAAAUUUUAGGAUGGGCUACAGAAAAUAUAAACAAAGACUUGUUAAUAUCUUCAACUUUAAAGGAUUGGAGUGAAGAGCAAGCUAGAAUCAAAUCUAUUGACAUUGCAAUAAGAGAGUGCAUUUCCAGAAGAGUCAUUUUCAUGGAUAAUGGUACUAAGAUAUCUAUGACAGAAGACAAUUACAUUGACCUAUUGGCAAAAAUAUUACGAGCAAAUUUAGAUGGAAUUAAGUCAGCAAAGUUCAUAAGAUCAUUCUUUGGUUACGGUGGUAAUAACUAUCCAACAAACUCGUAUAAUCCAGCACCAUCACUACUGCACCAUCCCGAAACCUCUCUACGUGACCCUAUUUAUUGC